This is a messenger RNA of Cricetulus griseus (Chinese hamster), 2781 nucleotides long. The record is from RefSeq and is a predicted model, not a curated record. Lineage: Eukaryota; Metazoa; Chordata; Mammalia; Rodentia; Cricetidae.
AUGGAGGUACUUAGAGAGAAGGUAGAGGAGGAGGAGGCAGCUGAGCGUGAGGAAGCUGCUGAACGGGCAGAAUGGGCUGAAAAGAUGGAGAGGAUGACGAAGACAGCUGAAGUGAGCAAAGAGGAAACUAUCAUGACACAGGAUGAGCUCCGAGACUUGGAGAAGAGGCUAACAUCUAUUGAGAUCUCCAUCCCAGCUGAAUACUCGUUCAUAAACAAGUCCCUCAUUGAUGUCACCAAGCUGCCUCCUUCCUACAGUACCAACUCACCCAAGGAGGAGCACCUGCUGCAAGUGGCAGAUAACUUCUCUCGCCAGUACAGCCACCUGUGCCCAGACCGUGUGCCUCUCUUCUUGUGCCCGUUAAAUGAGUGCAACGUGCCUAAGUUCGUGAGCACCACCCUGAGGCCUACACUGAUGCCCUAUCCAGAACUCUACAACUGGGACAGCUGCUCCCAGUUUGUGUCUGACUUCCUCACCAUGGUUCCCCUGCUUGACCCUCUCAAGCCACCCAAGUACCUGUAUUCCUCGACCACUGUGCUCAAGUGCCAGAAGGGGAACUGCUUUGACUUCAGCACCCUGCUCUGCUCCAUGCUCAUUGGUUCUGGAUAUGAUGCCUACUGCGUCAAUGGCUAUGGCUCACUGGACCUGUGCCUCAUGGACCUGACAAGGGAAGUGUGUCCACUCACCGUAAAGGUCAAAGAGGUAGUCAAGGAGGAAGAGAAGGCCAUGCCUAAAAAGUAUACCGUCAAGCCUCCCAGGGACCUGACCAGCAAGUUUGAGCAGGAGCAGGAGAACAAGAGAUUGCAGGAGAUCAAGAACCAGGAAGAGAAGCGUCUCAGGGAGGCGGAAGAGCGCCUCCUGGCGGAAGAGAAAGCAAAGCCCGACCCCCUGCAUGGCCUUCGGGUGCACUGCUGGGUCCUGGUGCUCGCAGGGAAGCGUGAGGUGCCUGAGAGCUUCUUCAUCGACCCGCUAACAGCGCACAGCUAUAGCACCAAGGAUGAUCACUUCCUGGGCAUCGAGAGCCUAUGGAACCACAAGAACUACUGGAUCAACAUGCAGGACUGUUGGAACUGCUGCAAGGAAUUGGUCUUUGACCUGGGAGACCCUGUGAGAUGGGAGUAUAUGCUCUUGGGGACCGAUAAGCCUCACCUGUCUUUGACUGAAGAGGAUGAGGAUGUGCUGGAUGAUGAUGAUGACAUAGACAAUCUGGGCAAAGAAGAAGAGGAUAAGAGCUUCGACAUGCCACCUUCAUGGGUCGCCCAGAUUGAGAUCACCCCAGACGAGUUUGAGACCCGUUGCCCCAAUGGAAAGAAAGUGAUACGGUACAAGAGGGCACAGCUGGAGAAGUGGGCCCCAUACCUCAACAACAAUGGCCUGGUGUGCCGCCUCACCGUCUAUGAAGACCUACAGUGUACAAAGGUUCUGGAGAUAAAGGAGUGGUACCAGAACCGAGAGGACACGCUGGAGCUGAAACACAUAAACAAGAUCACAGGCCUCGCCACGCCGCCCCCCCCCCCCCCCCCCCCCCCCCCCGACCCAGUGCACUCUUACAAGUCUAUGCUGCCUGAGAUGGAUCGAGUCAUGGAGUUCUAUGAAAAGAUCCGUGUGGAUGGCCUGAUAAAGCGGGAGGAGACACCCCUGACAAUGACAGAGUACUAUCAGGGGCGCUCAGACUUCCUCUCCUAUCGCCACAUCAAUUUUGGACCUAGAGUCAAGAAGCUCACCCAGAACAGUGCAGAGUCCAACCCGAGGCCCAUGGUGAAAAUCACAGAGCGGUUCCUCCGAAAUCCAGCGAAGCCUGCAGAUGAGGACGUGGCAGAGCGAGUAUUUCUGAUCGUAGAGGAGCGCAUUCAGCUUCGCUACCACUGCCGCGACGACUACAUCACUUCAUCCAAGCGUGAGUUCCUGCGGCGCACAGAGGUGGACAGCAAAGGCAACAAGAUCAUAAUGACACCCGACAUGUGUAUCAGCUUCGAGGUGGAGCCAAUGGAGCACACCAAGAAACUUCUCUACCAGUAUGAGACCAUGAUUCACCUGAAGAAUGAAGAAAAGCUGUCCCGACAUCAAGCCUGGGAGUCAGAGCUGGAGGUGCUGGAGAUCCUGAAGCUGAGGGAAGAGGAGGAUGACGCACAUAUGCUGACCAUCUCCAUCUAUGACACCAAGCGCAAUGAGAAGAGCAAAGAGUAUCGGGAGGCCAUGGAACGUGUCUUGCAUGAGGAGCACAUGCGGCAGGUGGAGUCCCAGCUGGACUACCUGGCACCAUUCCUGGCACAACUCCCUCCAGGCGAGAAGCUAACACGCUGGCAGGCCGUGCGCCUCAAGGAUGAGUGCCUCAGCGACUUCAAGCAGCGCCUCAUCGACAAGGCUAACCUCAUCCAGGCCCGCUUUGAGAAGGAGACUCAGGAAUUGCAGAAGAAGCAGCAAUGGUACCAGGAGAACCAGGUAACCCUGUCACCCGAGGAUGAAGACCUGUACCUGAGCUACUGUUCUCAGGCCAUGUUCCGAAUCCGCAUCUUGGAACAGCGGCUCAAUCGGCACAAAGAACUGGCUCCACUGAAGUACCUGGCGCUGGAGGAAAAGCUCUACAAGGACCCACGCUUGGUAGACUUUGUGAAAGUCUUUGUUUGAUGCCCCUCAUGAGACAGACCAUGGCAAAAACUGCCAGAGAAUGGAGUCCCUCCCUUCUCCCCAGGCACUGUGAUCCCACGCCGGCCUCACUGCCACACUACCUCCCUGUCCCUCAGUCUCCCUCAAAUAAACACACUUCGUAUUUGCUAUUUA